Molecule: messenger RNA, 2256 nt
Organism: Rhizophagus irregularis DAOM 181602=DAOM 197198
Lineage: Eukaryota; Fungi; Glomeromycota; Glomeromycetes; Glomerales; Glomeraceae
Biological process (GO): protein phosphorylation
Molecular function (GO): protein binding; ATP binding; protein kinase activity
Source: RefSeq, a predicted model, not a curated record
AUGCAAAACACAAUAAAUACAAAUGAAUGGAUUAAUUAUAUUGAAGAAUCUAUUUCUAGUGAAUAUUUUAAACUUUAUGAACAAAAACAUUUUAGUAAUAUUCAAAAAGUUGGAACUGGAAGAUUAGGAGAAGUUUACCGUGCAAGUUGGAAAAAUUCACAAUAUUUUGCGUUGAAAUCUUUUUUUAAUCUUGAUGACGUUACUGCAAAAGAAAUCGUUCAUGAGUUUAAACUUCAAAAUGAUAUACAAUUUCAUAAUAAUAUUAUUAAAUUUUAUGGAAUUAUAAAAUUUGAUUCAGAAAAUCAAAAUUCUCAAUCAAAUAAUUAUUUAUUAGUGAUGGAGUAUGCUGAUUCUGGUCCUCUUAAAAAUUAUUUAAAGGAAAAUUUCAAUAGUCUUACAUGGAAUGUUAAAUAUAAUUUUGCGUAUCAAUUAGCCUGUGCCGUGUCAUGUUUACAUAAUGAAGGAAUAGUGCACUGUGAUUUGCACUCCGGUAAUGUAUUGGUCCAUCAAAACAUUAUCAAGUUAUCUGACUUUGGGUUAUCAAAGAGAAUUGAAUCAUCAUCUAACACGCAAUCAAAACUUUUUGGAAUAAUUCCUUACGUUGAUCCAAAAAGAUUUAGUGAACAAAUAUUUUCGUUAAAUGAAAAAAGUGAUAUCUAUAGUGUUGGUGUAUUAUUCUGGGAGAUAUCUAGUGGUCAACCUCCCUUUUAUUCUAAAGGCAAACAAUAUGAUAUUGAUUUGGCUUUAGAAAUUUCACAGGGCCUUAGAGAAGAACUUAUUCCCGAUACACCUGAAGAUUAUGUUAAUAUUUAUACCGAAUGUUGGAAUGGCGAACCAGAUAAACGUCCAACCAUAAAUCAAAUAGUAGAAGUAUUAAAGGCAAUUAUGACAAAGACAAAUAUAAUAACAGAAAAUUAUCAAACAGAAUUAAUUCUUCAUUCAACAUCAACAGAAGGAUUAAAUUUUAUUCCAACUAAUAUUGAUACUUUAUUAAAUAUUGAUAAUUCAUUACAUGGAGAAAUGAUACAAAAUUUUGAUAAAAUGGAUAUAAGAGAAAUAGUACCUAGAUCAUUGAAUGAAAAAAAUUUAAAUAAAACAGUUAAUGAUACAGUAAAUUAUAUUUUCAAAAUAAUUAAUAAGGGAAAAGAAUCAACGCGUGUCAAGUAUAAUAAGGAUAUUCUUGAUUAUUUUGAUAAUAAUAUAAAUUUACAAGAAAUUUACUAUUUACUAUUAACCAAUCAAAAUGAUUUAAAUUCCAAAUUCUUACUUGGAUAUUUUAAUUAUUUAGGGAUUGAAACAAGUGAAAAUAAUAAGGAAGCAUUUGAUUUAUUUAUUAAUGCAUCAGAGCAAGGUCAUAUAUUAGCACAAUUUUACGUUGGAUUAUGUUAUCAAUCUGGUUGUGGAACUGUAAAAGAUGAAAAUUUGGCUUUUAAAUAUUACGAAAAAAUAGCCAAUAUGGGAUAUGCAUCAGGAUUGUUAAAAAUUGGUUAUUUCUAUGAUCAUGGUAUUGGAACUAUAAUUGAUAAGCAAAAAGCAAUUGAAUUAUAUCAACAAGCAGCGAAUUUAGGAAAUAGUGUGGCUCAAUAUAAUCUUGCCCUUACGUAUUAUAAUGGAGAUGGUGUUGAUAAAGAUUAUGAAAAAGCUUUUGAAUUAUGUUACAAGGCAGCAAAUUCAGAAAAUAGUGAUGCUCAAUACAAUCUUGCUCUUAUGUAUUAUAAUGGAGAAGGUACUGAGAAAGAUUAUGAAAAAGCUUUUGAAUUAUAUUACAAAGUAGCAAAUUUAGGAGAUAGUGAUGCUCAAUACAAUCUUGGUAUUAUGUAUGAAUAUGGAAAAGGAAUUGACAAGGAUAUAAAUCAAGCAAUUUAUUGGUAUGAAGAAUCUGCUAAACAAGGAGAUCAAGAUGCUCAGAAUAAAUUAAAAAAAUUUAAGAAUAUACAGUAAAUAAUUUUAUUUGAAUAUAUAAAUUGAUAGUAUUUUAAUAUAAUGUAGUACAACUAGGCGUAACGCGCCGGGAUAAUACCUGCCAAUCAAAUAAGAGAGUAAUAAUAACACAUUUAUAUUUUAUUUGCAAUGCAGUGUGAAUAUGUCUAGUUUUUUACUGAUUAGUAGGAAAUAAAUGUAAUAAAUUACACAAUUUAUAUGAUUAUACAAAUAUCAAUGAAUUGUGUGCAAGUGUUAUACAGUAUAUGAAAUAUUAUUAUUAAAUGCAAAUUUUAUUUAUCACACGAAACAAAUGUUGCAGUACUGUGAAAUUUA